Galdieria sulphuraria is the source of this 645-nucleotide messenger RNA. Its product is annotated as RNA-binding protein. The record is from RefSeq and is a predicted model, not a curated record. Gene Ontology annotation, cellular component: catalytic step 2 spliceosome; precatalytic spliceosome; U2 snRNP. Gene Ontology annotation, biological process: mRNA splicing, via spliceosome. The coding region runs from base 60 to 623 and encodes 187 amino acids. NCBI's taxonomy places the organism in Eukaryota, Rhodophyta, Bangiophyceae, Galdieriales, Galdieriaceae. The transcript has a single exon. Gene Ontology annotation, molecular function: RNA binding.
AGACAGACGGAUCAACUCAAUGAUUGAUGAUGAUGUUGGGGUUGAGGACGGUUUGAACGAUGCAAACCACGAAAAGUAUUUUACAAGCCAAUGAAAAGGAACUAGACUUGGGUCAUAUAGGUGGUUAUGGGUCUUCUUGGCACGAUAAGUAUUCUCACUCAUCCUAUAUAUUUGUUGGCAAUUUGCCAUUUGAACUGACAGAAGGUGAUUUGCUCGUCGUGUUUGAACAAUAUGGUCACAUAGCUGAUGUUCAUUUGGUGAGAGACCAAGAUACAGGAAAGUCAAAAGGGUUUGCGUUUAUAGGAUAUGAAGACCAACGGAGUACUAUUUUAGCCGUUGAUAACUUCAAUGGAACGGUUCUUUUAGGACGCACUUUGAGAGUUGACCAUGUGGCACACUACAAAAAGAAAGUGGAUGAUUCAGUCGUCCAAGAAGAGGAGGAGCUGUUUGACCAGAAUAGAGAAAACACGGUGGAUAGAGAGCGAGUGGAAAGAGAACUACGCCGUUAUAUAAGACCUGUUUCUGAAGAAAGCGAUUCAGGAAAAGUGAAAAGUGCAGAUGAGUUGAGACAAGAGAGAGUAUUGGCCCAAAUAAGAGCAAAGAAAAGAGUUGAAGAAAAAUGAAUGUACAGAUUCCUCAAUCAAA